AUGACGGUCAAUCCAAGUCUCAACGAUAUCGACAUCCACAAGCGGUUGUCGCUGGUGAGCGGCACCUCGCAGGGCAAAAACGUCGAUGACGACUAUGCCCCUUCCAAGACGCCGGGCGACAUUGAAGGCGGCGCGCUGCGUGAAGGUGGCAUGCCCGUGCUCACGAGCAGGGAGAACCUAGGCCUACUGUUCCAGUACUCGACCAUCGGACUCGUCUACGGUCUGCUCCCCGCCACGAUCUACCCGUUCAUGCAGAACUACCUCAACUGCUCCGGCGCCCAAGUGGCCGCUGCCAGUCAGCUUGUUGUGCUACCCUGGAGUUUCAAGGUCUUCUACGGCAUCCUAUCUGACUGUCGACCCAUUUUCGGCUAUCGUCGUCGGCCGUACAUGCUCAUUGGAUGGGGUAUCUGCUUCGCGAUGCUGGUGAUCAUGGCUGUUAUGCCUAUUGGCAAGCCGUAUUUUACUGUGGCCGCCGACCGUGACGUCGAGAUUGCAGACUACACGCCGGAGAUCGAAGCUCGGAUCAACCACAGCGCCCCGGAUCAAGGAGCCAAGUACGUCAUCAUCAUGAUGCUCGCUUCCGUGGGCUACGUGCUCUCGGACGUGUGUGCCGACAGUAUCACCUGCGAGUUGGCCCAGCGUGAGCCCAUUGAUAAGCGUGGCAAGACGCAGUCCUGCAUCUACACGGUGCGGACGGUCAUGGUCAUCUUCGGUGAGAUCCUCGUGGGGUUCUUCUUCAACGGCGAGGACUACGGCGGCGACUUCGACUUCUCCUUGAGCUUUCCGCAGUUGAUGAUCAUUGUUGCGGUGCUCACUCUCCCAGUGUUCCCGAUGACGUGGUGUUUCAUCAAGGAGGAGAAGGCGCAGGCCGCCAACUUCCGCGAGUACAUGACCAACUUCUGGAAGCUGCUGUGCAGCCGCGCCAUGUACCAGAUCAUCGCCUACAUGUUCUUCAGUGGUAUUUUCGCCAGCAUCACGUACACGGGCAGCUCCCCCGUGGCUUCGAAGAUGGUCGGCGUGACUCCCAUCAACAGCACCCUGAGCGACAUUCUGAGCAACCUGCUAUUCAUGGCCGGUAUCAUGAUCACGUCCAAGUGGGGUCUGCACUGGAAUUGGCGCUGGAUGACCGUUGCCACGGGAAUUGUGGUGAUCGUCGUGGACUGCACAGUCUCGCUCUUGGUUAUCUGGGACGUGUUCCGCAACCAGUGGUUCUGGCUGGGCCCUCCGAUCGCCGUCCAGCUCCCGUACGGCGUCGGCUGGAUCAUUUCCACCUUCUGUGUGGUCGAGCUGGCGCAGGUCGGCAACGAGGCUGCGGUCUACGGUCUUAUCACGACGGUCUCCAAUGUUGCGCAGCCGUUUGCCACGUCGCUUACCCUCGCCAUCGAUGGCCCCUUUAACGUCACCAACGAGCGCGUGCAGAUGGACGACCACAGCGUCCGCAUGGACAUCACGUACACCAUUAUCAUCAUGUACGCCAUGACGAUCUUCUCGUGGGUCUUCCUGUUCCUGCUGCCCCCGCAGAAAGCGGAGACGCAGGAGCUGGUGCGCAAGGGCGGCCACAGCAAGCUCAUCGGCGGCAUCACCGCGUUUUACCUCAUCUUCGCCACGAUCUGGUCGAUUAUGACCAACAUCAUGGCCAUGUUCGACAGCACGUCGUGCCUGAUGAUUGCCGGCGGCACUGGAUGCUAA
This is a messenger RNA of Phytophthora sojae, 1689 nucleotides long. RefSeq lists its product as hypothetical. The coding region runs from base 1 to 1689 and encodes 562 amino acids. Lineage: Eukaryota; Oomycota; Peronosporomycetes; Peronosporales; Peronosporaceae. The record is from RefSeq and is a predicted model, not a curated record. The transcript has a single exon.